CGAGCAUCGACAACAUGGCUGACCACCCGCCCGCACCGCCCGCUCCGCCCCCAGCGCCGUCUGCAGACGCCCCCGACGGAGCACCGAAGAUCUCCAAGCGCGCCGCCGAAAAAGAGGCCAAGAAAGCCGCUGCCAAAGCCGCCAAAGCAGCUUCCAAAUCUGCUCCUCAAGCGGCACCAGCAGCAGCAGCAGGAGGAGGAGCGGACUCCAGCAAGAAAUCUUCUCAAGCAGACCCCGUAGAUCCCUUCAAGACCGGCUGGCUCAAGGGAGUCUAUUCCGAGAAGCCUGUUGCUCCCGCCCAAGUCCAGACUCGAUUCCCCCCCGAACCCAAUGGCUACCUGCACAUCGGCCAUGCGAAGGCUAUCACCGUCAACUUUGGUUUCGCCAAGUCAUAUGGCGGCAAAUGCAAUCUCCGCUUCGACGACACCAACCCUGCCAAAGAAGAAGAGCAGUUCUUCACUAGUAUCAAGGAUAUGGUGAGCUGGCUGGGCUUCGAGCCUGCACGUGUCACCUACAGCAGCGAUGACUUUGAUCGGCUCUAUGAACUGGCCGAGGAAUUGAUCAAGAAGAGCAAGGCAUACGUAUGUUUCUGUUCGGCAGCUGCGAUCCAGGCGGGUCGAGGAGGGAAAGAGCACGGUCCGAGAUCAGUCUGCGAGCAUUGGAGCAAAAGCGUGGACGCCAACCUAGCAGAGUUCAGAGGAAUGCGGGAUGGCAAGUACGAGGCGGGCGAGGCUCUCCUACGAAUGAAGCAGUUCUUGGGCACGAAGCCGGAGGAGUACGAGGUGGCAGAAGAGGACAGCGCGGAGGUGAAGAGGGAAAAGGACAAGCUGAGAAGACUGGCAAACAAUCCUGCGCUGUGGGACUGUGCGGCAUAUCGCAUCAAGAAGGACAACUACCACCAUCGGACCGGUCUGAAGUGGCGAAUCUAUCCCACCUACGAGUUCACACACUGCUUGUGCGACUCAUUCGAGGGCAUCACACACAGUCUGUGUACGGUCGAAUUCGAGACGCUGCGACCUGCCUACGACUGGCUUCUGGAGGCCCUCAAUCACAAGCUGCCGGGCUCGGACGAAAAGGGUCCCAUGCAGCGCGAAUAUGGCAGAUUGAACGUCGAGGGCACCAUCCUAUCCAAGCGUAGGAUCGCCAUGCUUGUCAACGGGACCACUGUCGGGCAAGAUUCCGACCCCGUGGACGAAGCCGCAGACGCUAUUGAUCAGAUGAACUUGGAGGAGGAGGGCGACGAAGAGCCAAUGACUACCACUGAAGUCAGCAAAGCUGUCACCAGUGGCACUGGCCGCAAGAUUCCACCUGUCGUCCGCGAUUGGAAUGAUCCACGCCUGUUCACACUUGUCGCACUCCGACGCAGAGGUGUGCCACCCGGUGCUCUCAAAAAGUUCGUCUUUGAUCUUGGCGUCACCAAAGCCAACGCAAACACCAUGACCCAUACCCUAGAUGCCACGAUGCGUACAUAUCUCGAGCGAACAGUCCCUCGUCUCAUGCUCGUCCUCGAUCCGAUUAAAGUCACAUUCACAAAUCUGCCGGACGAUUACGCCGAGUCUUGCGUUGUGCCCUUUGACCCCAAAGACAAGGAAAAGGGCGACCAUACCGUCCCCUUCACCAAAACCAUAUACAUUGACCGCGACGACUUCCGUGAAGAAGAUGACCCAGACUUCUUCCGCCUUUCCCCCGGUCAGAGCGUCGGUCUGCUCCACGUCCAACACCCGAUCAAAGUCAUCUCUCUUUCCAAGAACGCCGAGGGCAAGGUCGACGAGAUCAAGGCAGAGUACGGCAAAGAUGUCCCACUUGGCAAGGCCCGCAUCCACUGGGUUGGCGAAUCCAAGUCUGAAAACUCCCCCAUCAAAGUCGAGUGCCGCGUCUUCAACUCUCUUUUCAAGACCACCAAGCCCAAUGAACUCGACUGGAAGAGUGGUGGGUACUACGACGACGUCAAUCCCGAAUCCGAAGUCAUCUACAAGAAUGCUCUGGUCGAAGUGGGAUUCCGCGAGAUUCAGCAGAGAGCUCCCUGGCCGAAAACAGAGGGCGAGACGAGUGGCAAUGCUGAUAAGUCGAGUGUCCGUUUCCAGGGCCUGCGGACUGCUUUCUUUGCUGAAGAUCAAGACUCGACCCCGGAGCACAUUGUGCUCAAUCGGAUCGUGAGCCUCAAGGAAGACACUUCGAAGAAGGACGUUGGCGCUACUGGAGAGAAGAAGGCAGCAGCUGGCGGGAAUAAGGGGAAUAAGAAGGCUCCUGCUGCUGCCAAGUGAGUGCAAAGCCAAAGCUGAUUUCGAUGACUGUGCCGGUAUGUCGUUAGCGAGGAGUUGGCUGCAAGGUUGGUGUUUUUUAGCACUUCUUAUCUAACGGGUUUCCGCGUCUUCCGGACGCGUCGUUUGUCGCCUUGACCUCUUCGUUGAAGUUGUCGUUACUGUCACUUCCCUUACCACGAUGCUACCUAUCCAAGUGCAUAUGAGGAGUUACGAAUGAUGACAGCCACGAGCGCAGCAGCUUGUGAGCAAACAGGUGUGGCUGAAAGCGAGUCUUUGCGAGGUAACACGAGCUUUCAAUACUGUACCUUCAAGCAUGUGGUCAGUGGUCUGAGACUCUGAGUAGUGGUGUCUGGAGACUGGUGCUGUUGUUGCUGCCCGGGGGAGCGGCAGAGGGCGGAGUCUGGGCCGGAUGAUAACGACAACCUCGACAAGUCACAGGGUGACAUGGAUUCAUGGAAGACCACCUUGUCUCGGCCCCGCGGGCAUUGCGGAGUGCUCAAAGACAGAAAGCUUAUCGACUGGGGCAAUGCUUCAUCCCCACUGAAGGAUGCACAUGGAAUCAUGGAUGUUCCCCCCUCCCCCAUGCAUGUAUGUGACAGUGUCUGUCCCCUUUGGGAAUCUUGGUCAAGGAUGGAUAUUGAUCAAGGAUAGAACUGUAUAUUCCAACAAUCAACCGAAUUGGACCGACGGGGAGGUCUACAGUUAUAAAUUUAUUGUCACCAGUUCCCUCUCUGGCUCUCACCACCGCGUAGUUUUCUAUUUUCCCCCUUCUCCUCUCCUGACUUGCUACCAACCCUUCUCAGCCAGCGAUACAGACCACUAACAAAAAGAACAAUACCUGAAC
This is a messenger RNA of Sphaerulina musiva SO2202, 3108 nucleotides long. RefSeq names its product glutaminyl-tRNA synthetase. Gene Ontology annotation, molecular function: glutamine-tRNA ligase activity; ATP binding. The coding region runs from base 15 to 2264 and encodes 749 amino acids. Gene Ontology annotation, cellular component: cytoplasm; cytosol. The transcript has a single exon. NCBI's taxonomy places the organism in Eukaryota, Fungi, Ascomycota, Dothideomycetes, Mycosphaerellales, Mycosphaerellaceae. The record is from RefSeq and is a predicted model, not a curated record. Gene Ontology annotation, biological process: glutaminyl-tRNA aminoacylation; translation.